Molecule: messenger RNA, 436 nt
Organism: Desarmillaria tabescens
Lineage: Eukaryota; Fungi; Basidiomycota; Agaricomycetes; Agaricales; Physalacriaceae
Exons: 3
Coding region: 23-274 (83 amino acids)
Source: RefSeq, a predicted model, not a curated record
UCGAACACAAUCCUCGACCAGGAUGGCUAGCAAAACGAGACCUGGAAUGGUGGCAUUCGCAGUCGCCGGUGGUAUCACGCUCACAGUCGCAGCCUUGCUUAUGAUGCAGCAGGAUAUACGGGCCAAGGAAGGCCCCGCCUCUAUAUAUAAACCCAAUGAAACACAUGGCCCGAACGAUUCGGAUCCCAAAUUGAACACCACAGACAUAAACCAAGUCGUUGAAGGGAAGUCUAGAGGAGAUCAAGCCCCACUAGCAGUGGAUAAAACUCGCUGAACUAACAACUCUUUAUGGCAGUGGUAGCGUGUACAUAAAUUGUUGAGUGAGCGAUGUUACAUGCGUGAUAAAUGCCUCGGGUUCACCUCUUUGAGUUUAAUGUAUCUACGUUUACAGAAUGAUGCACAAAACCUUCCUGACUGAAUUCUGAUUCAAGUGACU